AACAUGAAAUUUGCUAAAUUUAAUUUUAAUAACGCCGUAACGGCAAAAAGUAGUUUAGGAAUGGAUCGCGCUGUGUCUUCAGUAAAUUUUGCAUUUUGCCACGAGUUCGCGGUUCAAACUUCAACUUCAACGCUGAGCUAAUCGGCAUAUGUACAGGGUGGACAGAAAUAUCGGGUACCCCCAAGAAAGUUUUUCAUUAAAAAUAUAGGUUGGCAACGUGAAAUAGAUGCAUAUGAUUGGUGAAAUGUUAUCUCUCCAGUCUAACAACCAAUCAUGUGCUACCAUUAUUAUCAUUCACUGUGACCAACCGAAGUAUUUAGCAGAAAACUUUUUUAGGGGUACCCGAUAUUUCUGUCCACCCUGUAUGAACCUUAUCUGUCCAUAAUGUCAUUGACGUGAAGCAGAAGAAAAUCUUGGAGGAUACUUUCGGUAGAUUUCAUUCAUAUUUGAGAAUUUCAUUAACAGAACGAUGUAAUUUACGUUGUUCGUACUGCAUGCCUGAAAGUGGCGUUAAUUUGACAGCCAAGAAAAACCUUCUCACUACCGAAGAAAUGUUACAAAUAGUUGAAUUAUUUGUGCGUCAAGGUGUGAGUAAAAUCCGACUCACCGGUGGAGAACCGACAGUCCAUAAAGAUCUCGUUCAUAUCGUUGAUCGUCUGCGUCAGUUCCGUACUUUGAAAAUCAUCGGUAUGACUACAAAUGGCCUUACAUUAACGAAGCAGUUGGCUGAUUUACAAAAAGCUGGAUUAAACGCUUUAAAUGUUAGUCUUGAUACACUGGAUUCGGAGAAAUUUGAACGGAUUACUCGACGUAAAGGGUGGUCAAGAGUCAUUGAUGGAAUAGAUUAUGCGCUUCAAUUAGGAUUCAAUCCAGUCAAAGUCAAUUGUGUUGUAUUGAAAGACUUCAACGAUGAUGAGGUGUUGGAUUUUGUUGAAUUGACGAAAAAUAAGAACCUUCACGUUCGUUUCAUCGAAUUCAUGCCUUUUGGAGGCAAUAACUGGAAUACCAAACGUUUAGUAACGUUUUCAGAAUUGCUGGCAAAAGUGCGAAGUAAAUAUCCAACUUUUCAAAGUAUUCAAGAAGUCGGUUUUAAUGAAACGUCCAAGAUGCACAAAGUUCCUGGUUUUACUGGAGAAGUUGGAUUCAUUUCCUCCAUUACUGAUAAUUUUUGUGGAUCUUGCAAUAGACUGCGAUUACUAGCUGAUGGGAGCCUGAAAGUCUGUUUGCUUGGUAGUGCUGAAGUGUCGCUGAGAGAUGCAUUAAGAAACGGAUGUAGUCAAGACGAUAUGCUAAAUCUGAUAAACGCAGCUGUACGUCGUAAAAAGAAACAACACGCAGGUAAUUCGAUCAUCUCCAGCACUAAAGAAAGUCGCUUCCUCAUUCGUUCAGUACCUCAUUUCAUUACAUCGGGAUUACGUAAUUACUGUGCUUCAAGAACUGAUGAAAGUAAGCUGACUCACGUCAGCGAAGACGGUAAAGCCACAAUGGUUGAUGUUGGUGGUAAAAUAGCAUCCGAACGAUAUGCUUGCGCGUAUGGUGAAGUAUAUGUAGGUAGAGAAAUUACCGUUUUAAUUAAACUAAACCAACUAAAAAAAGGAGAUGUUAUAAGCAUAUCGAAGUUAGCUGGUAUAAUAGGUGCCAAAAAAACAUCUGAAUUGAUUCCUUUAUGUCAUAAUGUAUCGUUAUCAUUCAUAAAUGUCGAGUUGACAUUGGAUGAAAGUAUUCAUUGUGUGAAAAUUGUAUCUCAGGUUCGUUGUUGUGAUAAAACUGGCGUUGAAAUGGAGGCUUUAACGGCUGUGUGUGUCGCUGCAUUGACAGUUUAUGAUAUGUGUAAGGCAGUCAGUCAUGAUAUUGUGAUAAAAAAUGUGAAAUUAGUCAAGAAGACUGGAGGUAAGGCAGAUUUCAUUAGAUGAUAUCGCAGAAUUUUUUCAUAGCUGCGUUUUGAUGAUUAUUUUCACCUGUUGGUUUGGAAGAAAAUGUCUAAAUUUUAUUUUAAAAUGUCUUUCUACUUUUUUUUUUCUUUUUCAAUUGAAUUGGUUUUUAAACGAAAUUAUGGUAAAAUGAAUUGAAAUGUCGUACAAUACGAUGCCCAAGCAUGUAGAUACAUUUUUCAGUUUCAUAUAGUUGCCUUCGUUUUAUUUUACAAAAUGUGUUUUCUUUCAACCUAAGUGCUAGUUAUGAGUACACAAUUCUAUUUUAAUUACGUAAUUUUGCGAUUUGGAUUUUUUUUUUCAUGGAACUGGCGACGUCUACUUAUUUUGAAUUAUUUUUCUACAUAUCAGUUUUCGUAAUUUAUUAUUAAUGGUCCUGUUGAUAAAUACAUAGGUAAACGAUUUUCUUUAAUUGCUGCUGUGUUCGAGUUGAAUUUUGGAAUACAAUAGUUACCACUUA
This is a messenger RNA of Planococcus citri (citrus mealybug), 2391 nucleotides long. RefSeq names its product Molybdenum cofactor synthesis 1 (gene Mocs1). The record is from RefSeq and is a predicted model, not a curated record. Gene Ontology annotation, molecular function: 4 iron, 4 sulfur cluster binding; metal ion binding; cyclic pyranopterin monophosphate synthase activity. The coding region runs from base 495 to 1913 and encodes 472 amino acids. Lineage: Eukaryota; Metazoa; Arthropoda; Insecta; Hemiptera; Pseudococcidae. The transcript is spliced from 8 exons. Gene Ontology annotation, biological process: Mo-molybdopterin cofactor biosynthetic process.